Molecule: messenger RNA, 1981 nt
Organism: Tarenaya hassleriana
Lineage: Eukaryota; Viridiplantae; Streptophyta; Magnoliopsida; Brassicales; Cleomaceae
Exons: 2
Coding region: 391-1569 (392 amino acids)
Biological process (GO): N-acetylglucosamine metabolic process; protein N-linked glycosylation
Cellular component (GO): membrane
Molecular function (GO): beta-1,4-mannosylglycoprotein 4-beta-N-acetylglucosaminyltransferase activity
Source: RefSeq, a predicted model, not a curated record
CCUCUUCUCUCUCUCAAUCGCAUAGCGCCACCGAUUUCCAGAGAGGCCACAGCUUUUUCCUCCUCUCUCUCUACUCAUUCGAGAUUUUAUUCAUUAUUGUUUUUUUUGUUCUUCCGAUUCAAAGUCCUGAUUUUUGUUUUCUGAAAUAAGAAACCGAGGGUUUUGUUUACGCGUGAAUUUGUUGAUUUCGCGUUGAAAAUUCAUUCCUUUUGUUGGCGUUAUACUGUCGUCAAGCUUUGAUUCGUACAGAUUUGGUCUCGUUCGUCGAGGAAAUCAGCCGGAGCUAGGCGAAGUAUUCGGGCUCAUCUAGGGUUUCGCCAUAGUCGAAGAGGCGGGUUUUGGUGCAAAAAGGGUUGGUGGCAUUUUGGUGGGCAACCCGAUCCAGGAGAAAUGUGGUGGAUGAUGGGAGAAAGCGGCGGACGCUACUGUUCUAAGAAGACAGAUGACAUUUGUGCCGGUGCCUGCGGACAGGAGUCUGGUCGGGUUUCCAGUCUCUCUAGACUUUGUUGUGUUCUUCGUGGCGUGGAUAUAAAGACCUAUAUACUACUGUUAGUGAUAGUUCCCAUGUGUGUGCUUGCGGGUUACAUCCAUGGCCAGAAGAUCUCCUACUUUCUACGCCCAUUGUGGGAAUCCCCACCCAAACCCUUCCAUGAUAUCCCUCACUAUUACCACGAAAAUGCUUCUAUGGAGUCUCUCUGUAGACUCCAUGGAUGGGGCAUCCGAGAAUACCCUAGGCGUGUCUAUGAUGCAGUCUUGUUUAGCAACGAGCUCGACAUCCUUACAGUACGUUGGAAAGAGUUAUACCCUUAUAUCACCCAGUUUGUCCUCCUGGAAUCUAAUUCAACCUUCACCGGCUUGCCAAAGCCUCUUGUGUUCGCCUCUCAUCGGGACGAGUUCAAAUUCGUUGAGCCACGCCUGACUUAUGGGACGGUUGGUGGAAGAUUCAAGAAAGGUCUGAACCCGUUCUACGAGGAAGCAUAUCAGAGGGUAGCUCUAGAUCAGCUCCUCAGGAUAGCCGGUAUUACAGAUGAUGACUUGUUGAUAAUGUCAGAUGUUGACGAGAUUCCCAGCAGAAACACCAUAAACCUUUUGAGGUGGUGUGAUGACAUCCCUCAGGUCCUCCACCUGAGGCUGAAGAAUUAUCUUUAUUCGUUUGAGUUUCUCGUCGAUAACAAGAGCUGGAGAGCUUCCGUCCACAGGUAUCAGACGGGUAAAACACGGUAUGCCCAUUACAGGCAAUCUGAUGAAAUUUUGGCAGAUGCAGGAUGGCAUUGCAGUUUUUGCUUCAGACACAUCAGCGAGUUCAUAUUCAAGAUGAAGGCUUAUAGCCAUUACGACAGAGUGAGGUUUGCUCAUUUCUUAAACCCGAAGAGAGUUCAAAGAGUGAUAUGCAAAGGAGCUGAUCUGUUUGAUAUGAUACCGGAAGAGUAUACCUUCAAGGAGAUUAUCGGGAAGAUGGGACCUAUCCCUCAUUCCUUCUCAGCUGUCCACCUUCCUUCUUAUCUCCUGGAAAAUGCGGACAAGUACAGGUUUCUCUUGCCGGGAAAUUGCAUAAGAGAGAGUGAAUGAUCAUCUGUCGGUACAGAAUAACGGUGUUUCUCAUUCCUUCAUUCAUUCAUGUAAAACCUCGGAUGGAGCUCUGUUGCUGGCUUAAACCCUCUCUACCAGAGAGCCAACCCGAUACAACCUAAGACUGAGAUGGCUGUGCAUUUUUUGUGAGGCAUACCUACCGGUUCUGUCGUGCUACUGCAGAGUUCAAUCAGAGGCAUUUUCAGAGAUUUGAGGGUGAAGCCAUUUGUAUAUAAUUUCCAUUGUUUCUCUUCUGAGAUCCUGAGUUUCCAUUUUUGAAUCAGAUCAAUUAGGCAUGAACUUCUCGAAGUUCUCCACUCUUGUCUUAGAACAGAACAUUGGUUUCUGAGUUAUCUGUGUUUUCCCAUGUCGGGGGGAAGUUUUGCUCUGAGACUCUUUACCUUUUUGUACA